This is a messenger RNA of Nylanderia fulva, 1932 nucleotides long. RefSeq lists its product as uncharacterized. Gene Ontology annotation, cellular component: nucleus. Gene Ontology annotation, biological process: regulation of DNA-templated transcription. NCBI's taxonomy places the organism in Eukaryota, Metazoa, Arthropoda, Insecta, Hymenoptera, Formicidae. The record is from RefSeq and is a predicted model, not a curated record.
AGCCGACACGGCUCCGAGUGUUCGCCACUUAGUGCAACCCGGACUGUACACCGGAUCGGUGUGGUCCGUUAAAGGGUUCAUUUCGCCUCUUGUUGCUCUCACGAGCUCGCGUGCUCGCGAGGCUCGGUUUCGGCGAAACAGCCUUGUGAGAAAAAAGUGCAAGCUAAUGUCUUAGAGAAGAUCGAAGAAGCACCCUAAGGGAUGGAAAACGUGAUCGAGCUAGUGUAGCGGCGCGUGUUUGGAAGAACACUUGCCAUCCUAAUCCGGUCGAUCAUCCGGAGCGAGCAGGAUGACAAUGGAAGAUCGCACGGGUGGCAUCGAUCGCGCCGCCCCCGCGACCUCGACGCCGGCUACGACGACGCUGACGUCGGCGUGCCCCACGUCUAUCAGCGAUGUGACACCCGAUGCCUCGUACCCUCUUCAGCGUGCCAGCAAGCGGACCUUCGACGUCGCCUUCCUGGUAGCGCCCGACGAGAACCUGGCACGUCGUCAACACGAGAAGUUGCGAUUGAUCUCCAGUCGAAAGGAGCGUCCGCGAGAUGACAUCUCCGUUGAUAACGUCCUGGAUGCUGAGAGGUUGCCGCAGAAUCUCACCAUCAAGCACUACGACAACGAUUCCGGCGGUUCAGAAAGAAGGCGAAUGUUACAAUGCACGGAGAACUCGUUGAGUCCGCCCUACGUGUCGCCGAGAACCUUGACGCCGACCUUGCCGGGACUUUCCCCAGACACCGACGGAAGGAGAUACCCGCCGAGCGGUGGCGGUCGACUUCAGAAGACUCCGAGUCCGCCUACCUUCGUCAGUCAUCAGUCUAUGCUGACUACCUGUCCGGAAUCGGCGGAUCCUUCGGUCUUAUCCUGCGCGAAGGUCUACGAGACUGGUGGUAUCCCCUGCGUGAGCGAUCGCCACGGCGAAUCUCGCAGUGCCUUCACGAAGGUCAACCUGGCAGGACAACGAAACGGCUUCAACGAUGACAGCCAGGCGUCUCCUAGAUCGUCGAUAUCGCCGGACGAUCGCGCUAGCUAUCAGAGCAGCGUCAGUCCGCCGGUGGUGUCGUUGGCCGGUGCGGCUAGUUACAAGUACGCGCCGUUUCCCACCAAGAUGGCAUAUCCAUUUUUGACAGUGGGAGCGGAGACCGGCCAGUCGGGAUUGUUGGAGAACUUGAAGAUCCCGCAGAUCGCUCAGCCGCCCAAGGUGCCCAGUCCGAAGGUGUCCGCUUUCCGACCGGAUCUUCCGCCGGUCUAUCCUAAUCUUUCCUACAAUCCGAUCUCUGUUUUCCCGCCGAUGGCGGACGCUCUCGCCAGACCGCGAUUCCUGGCCACGGCCGCCGGCCUUUUGCCGCCGUCAUUCGCCGCUCUGACCUUGCCGGCGCAGAACGUCUGCGCCAAAUGCAAUCUGUCGUUCAGGAUGACUUCCGACUUGGUCUACCACAUGCGCUCUCAUCACAAGAGCGAGAGCGCGGGCGAAGCGGCGAGAAGAAGGAGAGAAGAGAAGCUUAGGUGUCCGGUCUGCGACGAGAGCUUUCGUGAAAGGCACCAUCUCACGAGACAUAUGACCGCUCAUCAGGACAAGGAAAGCGACGGUAUCGUCGAGCAGGUUGAGGUCAAGAGGAGGGCAACUUCCGUUCACAGUAAGUGACGACGAAAAUUGCCGAUCGAGGACGAGAUUCUAACGGCUGGCUAUUCCUUUGAGAACUGAAUCGAUGGAUAACGGGAAGCAGCAGCAGGCUAUCGAUGCUCUUAGGUAAUAACGAUCAAAUUGUUUGGCGUUUAUCAAUUGAGAAAGAAAUCGAGAUAUCGCUUCUUGCGAAAAAAAUACGUUUCAAUUACGUAUCGGAGGUAUACAAAUCUUAUCAUCUUCUCGGUAGUUGUGGUUAAAUACAUUUUUGCACAUCUCUCUUCUAUCGUGAAUAUAUAUAUGCGUUGUGCAGAUUU